This is a messenger RNA of Misgurnus anguillicaudatus (oriental weatherfish), 1383 nucleotides long. NCBI's taxonomy places the organism in Eukaryota, Metazoa, Chordata, Actinopteri, Cypriniformes, Cobitidae. The record is from the annotation of a RefSeq genome assembly.
AUGCUAAAAGUAUUAUUCCCCACAAUCAUGCUAUUUCCAACAGUCUGACUAUCAUCAGCCAAAUGACUAUGAACAUCAGCAACUGCCCACAGCCUAUUAAUUGCCCUAACCAGCAUACUAUGACUGUGUUGGUCAUCUGAAACAGGAUGGUCUACCUCAAGUCUCUAUCUGGCCACAGACCCACUAUCUACCCCCUUGCUAGUUCUCACAUGCUGACUCCUCCCCCUAAUAAUUUUAGCUAGCCAGAAUCACAUCGCCCCUGAACCCAUUAGCCGCCAACGACUCUAUAUUACCCUACUAGUAUUUUUACAAACUUUCCUAAUUAUAGCAUUCGGCGCCACAGAAAUUAUCAUAUUUUAUAUUAUAUUCGAAGCCACCCUCAUCCCCACCUUAGUAAUUAUUACCCGAUGGGGCAAUCAAACCGAGCGCCUAAAUGCAGGAACCUACUUUCUAUUCUAUACGCUAGCAGGGUCACUGCCGCUCUUAGUCGCACUCCUUCUUCUCCAACACUCAACUGGAACUCUCUCAAUGCUGAUCCUGCAAUACUCGCAGCCUCUAACUUUAGACUCCUGAGGCCAUAAAAUCUGAUGGGCCGGAUGUCUAAUUGCAUUUCUCGUAAAAAUGCCUCUUUAUGGUGUACACCUCUGACUACCUAAAGCCCACGUCGAGGCUCCCGUGGCAGGGUCUAUAGUUCUUGCUGCGGUCCUCCUGAAACUGGGGGGUUAUGGUAUGAUGCGGAUAAUAGUUAUGCUAGACCCACUUUCUAAAGAACUGGCAUACCCCUUUAUUAUUUUAGCCCUCUGAGGCAUUAUUAUGACAGGCUCAAUUUGUCUUCGGCAAACUGAUCUAAAAUCCUUAAUUGCCUACUCAUCCGUUAGUCACAUAGGAUUAGUUGCAGGAGGGAUCCUGAUUCAAACCCCAUGGGGCUUUACAGGGGCAAUCAUUUUAAUAAUUGCCCACGGGUUAGUAUCGUCCGCACUUUUCUGUCUGGCUAAUACCGCCUACGAGCGAACACAUAGCCGAACUAUAAUUCUUGCCCGAGGACUACAAAUAAUCUUCCCACUAACUGCAGUAUGAUGAUUUAUUGCCAAUCUGGCCAAUUUAGCACUACCUCCACUACCAAACCUUAUGGGAGAAUUAACCAUUAUUUCCACCUUAUUUAACUGAUCCCCUUGAACUAUUCUCCUAACAGGAAUCGGCACGCUAAUCACAGCAGGCUAUUCUUUAUACCUCUUUUUAAUAACCCAACGAGGCCCAACACCUAUGCACAUUACGGGUCUCCCACCAUUUCACACCCGAGAACACCUAUUAAUAGCUCUCCACCUCGUUCCAGUCGUUCUUCUAAUUGCAAAGCCCGAACUUAUAUGAGGCUGAUGCUACUAG